This is a messenger RNA of Mercurialis annua (annual mercury), 1179 nucleotides long. RefSeq lists its product as uncharacterized. The coding region runs from base 1 to 1179 and encodes 392 amino acids. The transcript has 6 exons. NCBI's taxonomy places the organism in Eukaryota, Viridiplantae, Streptophyta, Magnoliopsida, Malpighiales, Euphorbiaceae. The record is from RefSeq and is a predicted model, not a curated record.
AUGCCAGAGAAGUAUAAAAAAGAAUGGAAAAAAACAGGUUGUACUUUGAUGUCUGACGGGUGGACUGAUAAAAAAUCUAGAUCUCUCACUAAUUUUUUAGUAAAUAGUCCAAGUGGGACAGUUUUUCUUAAAGCUAUAAACACAUCUGUUGAAAAUGUUGUUCAGGUUGUGACUGAUAGUGCUUCAGCUUAUGUAAAAGCUGGGGACUUAUUGAUGGAAAAGAGAAAGAAAUUAUUUUGUUCUCCUUGUGCGGCUCACUGUAUUGACAAUAUAUUGGAGGAUAUAGGUGAAUUGUUGAUGUUUAAAGAUACAAUAAAGAAAGCUAGGGAAGUUUGUGUUUAUAUUAAUAGGCAUGCUUGGGUUCUUAGCAUGUUUAGAAAGUUUUAUGACAAGAAGGAGUUAAAAAGAGCCGGAGUUACAAGAUUUGCUACAACUUUUCUCACAUUGAAGAGUUUUGAGGAAAAUAAACUUCCACUUAGAGCGAUGUUUGCUUCAGAGGACUGGGCAAAGAGUCAGUAUGCUUCCAAGCCAGAAGCAAAAAGGGUGGGCACAAUUAUGUUAUCUGAUGUUCGAUUUUGGAAAUCAGUUAAGUAUUGUCAAAAGUGUGUGAGUCCAAUUAUCAAAGUUUUAAGACUUGUUGAUGGGGAUGCCAAACCGGCUAUGGGGUAUAUUUAUGAAGCAAUGGAUAGGGCAAAGGAGCAAAUUGCAAACAAUUUCAAUAAGCAACUGACAAAGUUUCAGUACGACGAGUCAUUCAAUGCCGAUACCGAAGUCAAAAUAGGAUUAUACACAACAAUUGAGAAGAUGUUUCCGGAUAUCGAAACAAUAAUUAAAGUUGAUCAACAAUUAGAAAAGUUCAAAAAAGGAGAAGGAAUGUUCGGGAUAACCAUGGAUGUGAGCGAAAUUAGAGUACAUUUGAGCAUGCAACCAAAGAGGGAGAAACGUGGUGAAACAUAUGAUCCAAUUUGUUUGAGUGAUAUGGAAUCCGAUGAUGAAUGGAUCACCGAAAUUGAAGAGAGUUGUCUACUCGAAGACAAUUCAUGGAUGGAUGUCAAUGAAUGCUUUGAUGAUGAUGAAGGACUAGGAUCUACUAGCCAAAGAAAACGAGGACCAAGAAACUUGAGGCAUGAUAGACACGAAAAAGAAAAGACAGUUGAAGAUGAGCUUGUAAAGCUUUAA